AGAAGGGCUCAGAUUCCUUUCUUGGUACUGGAGAGCAGACUCGUGCUGCCCGAGGAAUGGAAGAUGUGACUAUGGACAGAGCAAUGAGACUAACUGGGCUACAAUGAAUGGCACAAGCAGGAGAUUUCUGCCAACUUACCUCUAUUUCUCAGGAAGCAAAUGCAAUGAAGUUUGAUGGGAGAAAUGUAGACUGGGCCCAAAAUUUCUAAUUCAGGGAGCAAAAAAAAAAGAAGAACCAACUGUCCUGCAGAGAACAGAUUACUCCCCCGGCACAAAUAAGUCCCUUAUGCAAGUAUAAAGGUUCCAACAAUUACAAUGGACAGUCCCACAGGAGAUGGCUAUAUGGAUACCGCCCCUAGUCCUGAGCAGACCCUCCCUAUUGUCCCCAGAGGCCAUCAGGUGACCAAAGUGGCCCCAGCCAAGAAGAUAACAUUUUAUAAGAGCGGAGACCCUCAGUUUGGUGGAGUCAAAAUGGCUAUCAACCAUCGUAGUUUUAAAAGCUUCAGCGCUCUCAUGGAUGAUCUCUCCAAUCGUGUCCCUUUGCCAUUUGGUGUUAGGACCAUAACAACUCCUCGUGGGACUCACAGUGUUAACAGACUGGAACAGCUGGUAGAUGGUGGGAGCUAUAUAUGUUCUGAUAAGAAAUAUGUUCAGCCCAUUGCUCCCAGCAAGCCAGGACACAAGAUGGCUGUACAGCGGCCUGGUCCCCCAGCCAGUGCCCGAAAACAGAGUAGACAAGAUGAGCAUGAGGAUGAAUAUACUGCAACACACUUCCAGCAAGUUCCCAGGGUACGCAAGAAAAUCACUCUUGUGAAGAAUGGAGACCCAACAGUUAGGCGUUCUAUUAUUCUAAACCGCACCAACGGGCGAAACCUAAAAACAUUCCUUGAGGAAGCAUCGGAUCUCUUGCAAUAUACUGUACGAAGAAUUUACACUGUAGAUGGAAGAAAGAUUGAAAGCAUCCAAGCCGUGUCACAGGUCCCGAGCCUCCUCAUCUGUGUGGGACGGGAACCCUUCAAACCAAUUCAUCUGGAAAAUGCCAGGAAAAGUGUUGCUGAAAAGCUUCCUGGCCUCCGAUCUCAUCCGGCGGUUACAAGCGCGAGCAUGGACAAUAGGAAGAAUGCAAACUUUGGCCUGAAAGCUAAAAAAAGUGUUAUCCAUCCAAGGACUGCGUCCAGUGGAAAGACCAGGUUUUCUUUGUCAUCUGAGAAGUCCUACCCAAAUGAUCUCAACAUGUCCCCAAUGAAUAGCGGUUAUGCAUCUUCCUCCAAGGCGUGCCCGCAUACAAAAUCAGAAGACAGUUCUCAUUCCUUGGUCAAUGAGGAUAUUGAAAAAAGAGUUCAUGUCAAUAAGGACGGUAGCCUCUCAGUAGAGAUGAAGGUACGUUUUCGCUUGUUAAAUGAAGAAACGCUUCAGUGGUCAACACAGAUAAAAAAAUCUAGCAAUGCGGGUAAGGCCAAAUGCGAACAACUUAGCUUAUGUGAUGAGGAUGAAACAAUGACCAGGAAAGGUUUGAACCCAGAACUUUUUUCAGAAACAGAUGAAUCAUUUUACCCCUGUGAUGGUGAGUCAUAUAGCUCAAAACCCAAUUAUGAAGAACUUGAAGAUGUCUGCUGUGCCCAUUGCGGAUUGCAAUGCCAAGAAUAUGAUAUCUGGAAAAACCCUAUGCAUGUCAACCAACCUCAAGACUAUACCAGCAGGGGUGCCUGGCAGACUCGAUCUUCAGUCUCCAGCUCCUCUUCACAUAAGAGAGUAAUAUGCAAUCAAAAGACAUCUAUAGACAGCCUUCAUAGGACUUCUUCAGAAGAGUAUACAGAACACAUUGUGCACAGGUCUUCGCAUUAUUCAGAAACUAAAGAACACGGAGAGACUAGGGUGACAUACUCUGCAGUAAGUCAAUGCACCAACUGCAGUGGACAAUCUACUGCUGCUUCAAACAGGGAAAUUAACACAGAAAUUGGACGUAAAAGCACAGGGGAGAGACAAAGAAAGUCACGGUCUAGUUCAAAAACUGAAAAUUCGUUGCUAAAUGAAACUGUUUUGGAGGAUUUUAAAGAGUCUGUUAAUAUGACAAGCCACAGUGCCAGUAUUGAAGAGUGGAGUGAGCUAUCCCCAACACCAUCUUCCAGCCAUGAGAUAAAUAAUAAAAACUGUAGCCAAAGAAUUAGUGUACUUUCCCAAUCUCCAGUUCGGUCUAGUAGAAGUAGUCAUAGGAAAGUGAAGAAUAGAGUGAGUGCUGAAACAAUUUGUGGCCAAUCAAAUUUAAGCCUAAAGAUGGUAGAAAGGCAAGAGAGUCCUAGUAUGUCUACACCAACAAACCUUCUUAGCAUCUCAAAUGUAUAUAACAAUUGUGAGGAAAUGUGCUUAAGCAGUUCCACAGCUCAGCUCAUUGAAUGCCACAGAACUAGCAAUGAUGAAAUAGACAGUGGUCAGGAGAAUGGACCUGUUCAGCACUCUGCAAGAAUAAGUCUCAGUGACUGUGAAAAGUGUUCAACGAAGUCUUCGUGCCACUCCACUCAUAAGAAAAAGAGAGUUAGCAAAAACACUAGUAACAAAAUAGAUCCUCCCAGGUCCCCUUGCUCUUCGAUUAAUCCAAAGGAAAAUGUCAGUAUUCAUGUGCAUGCUAAUAAUAUCCCUGACCAAUGUGAGGUGGCCUCAGAGCUGCAAGAAUCUUGUUCUUCUAUCAGAUCAGAAACACAUGAAGUCAAACUCCAGUCUCAAACAUCAUUUCAGUCUGUUUCCUCUUGGACUGAUUCUACGUCUUGUCAUGGUCAAGAAGGACAACCAACUACAAAGAUCCCUGUUUGCGAUGAUAACUGUUCAUUAGGUAAACCAGGAGAUGACAAUAUGUCAGGACCAGAAGAAGACAGAAAUACCAGUCUAAUUAAUAAAUCACGGUCAUCAAGCAUAUCACACUCAGCCAGCUCUAGACAUAAUGUCAGAUAUCCCAAUUCUGGAAAAUCUUGUAGUGCCAAUUCAAGGGUCUCUUCAACCUGUGAUAAAGAAAGUAAGUGUAAAGACUCCACCGACAAUAGUUCAGCCAAUGAUAGAGAGAGUCAAGUAUCUCAGCAGAAUACAAAACAAUACAUCCAAAAUGGAAAUGUUUCUAAUAAAGGAUCAGACUGUGAACAUAACACUGGUUUUAGGCCUACCCCACCAAAAGAUAAGCCAAACCAAAGGCAACGGAGAUCGUCAGCUUUGAAAUAUUCCUGUAGUAGCGAAUACAGUGACCCAGCAAAGAUUAUGAAUGGUGAAAAUCCUGUUUGCUCAAGGUCUACUUCCCCAGCAUCACAGGGUAUUUUGGCAGAUAAAGUUAGCAAGGAGAGAAAAAGUUCAAUGAAGAGUAACAACAGUGCUGAGGAAACAUCAGUUUGUAAAAAAAGAAAAGAUAGUUCUAGUUCUUCAAAGAGAAUGUUCAAAAAGGAAUCUUUAGAUUCUGAGCUCCAUCCUUCUGCAUUGCCAAAUGUAACCUCAGAAGAAGUUGUCCAUGAGUGGCUUAGGAAAAUCCCCUCUCGGACAAUAGAUGUUGAUUAUGAAGUGGAAGAAUGUUCAACAAAAAUAAGUGAGGAGACCCAAACCGAAGAUCUGCAGCCAGAAACUGAUAAAUCAGCAGAAGAAGGGGAUGCAGAAAAAGAUGUUGUGAAAGAGAUUCAAGAAAGCUGCCAAGUUCACAAAGAAACAACAGAUGAAGAAAAUUGCACUAAUGAUAUAAAUAAUAUACAAGAUACAAAUACAUGCGAUGAAGAGCAAAAAGAAGACAUUUUAUUACCAAAUAGGAUCAAAGGCAAUGAUGACAACAGUGUAAUAACAGCAGUACCUCUCUGUGAUAAAAUAUUCCCAAGUACUAUACAUAAUUCUGUGCAAAUAAUGAAGGCACUGUUAAGACCUUUAAAGGAAUCCAAGUUUGACCGUUCAAAUAGUUUACCUGAAGUAUCACCUUCUAUGGGAAAAAGACUAAGUAACUCCGCAAAAGUUCUGAUCUCUUGUCUUGCCAGUCUGCAACUUCUGGAUGAAGGCACAACAGACUGCAUGGAAGAAUCAAACAUUUCAAAUAAACCAAAAUAUAAUGAGUUGUUGAAUAUAUUACAGGAUCUAUGGACUAAAGCACCAGAAAACAAAUGUUUAAAGAAUGCAAAAUCUGGAAAGCAGCUUUCCAGGGAGGAUGAAGUAACUCCUGUUUCAUCUUCUGGAGUUGAUGUCAACAGCGGAUAUGAUGGCUCUGGUGAUGGUAGUAUUACAGGUGGUGGAGACUCUACAGGUAUAGCUGAAAAGGCUGAUGAAAGUAAAUUGUCUGUAACUCCCAGUGACAACAAAACUAACGAUUGUCAAUUUACAGAAAUAACUGAAACAACAUCUGGAAAUUUAGAACUAGAAAAUGGACAAUGUGCUGAAAAGGAUACACCAGCCCUGGUUAGAGGACCAUCUGCUGGUCUUGAUGAGGCCAAUACACACCUUGUAGAUGAAAAUAUGAAUGAGAAAAUGGUAGAAGACAAUAAAAGUAACAUGGCUGAAAGUGAGUCAACAAAUGAUGCCGAUAACACAAAUAAUGUAAAUGAAGAAAUAACAGAAAAUAUGGAGUGCAUGGAACAAAGUAAUGACACCAUGAACAUUCUUAGUCAAACUGAAAACAGCCCAGAAUCCAAUGAGUCCAACACAGAGGAAUGUAAUGGGAUAAGUUCACAAAGUGAUGUCCAAUCCACCAUUAUUUCCACUUCUGAUUCAAAUGGUAAAAAAGACUUAGAAGCCCAAAAACAAUUAAAUGAGACAGAUCCCAUCUGGGCACUAAAACUGCUGAGAAAAAUAGAGACUGAAUUCAUGGCCCAUUAUGUUGAUGCAAUGAAUGAAUUCAAGGUUAGGUGGAACUUAGAAGAUGAUGAAAAUCUUGAGGGAAUGAUUGCUGAGCUUAAAAAUGACGUAGGUCAAAGAAUUCAGAAAAGUAUUACAAAUGAAUUUAAAAAAAUAAAAAGUAAGGCCGGACAGAGGAUGCCAAGGCCUCCAGGUGACCAUUCAAGUCUGAGAUCUUCUCUUCAAGCAGAGGAAAGAAGGCAACGCUUGCAAACAAUGCACAAAAGGUCAGCCAUGCAGCUUGCCAAUGGGGACAAAAAUAAGGAUCUUGGGACAAAUGAUACUUCAUGUGAAACUGAUGAAGAAAACCUAACUUUUAGUGCAUCACUAGGCAAUGAUGCCAAUGGACUUACAGACUAUGAUGAAUUCUGUCCAUGUGAAACGUGUAUUAAAAAGAAGAGAGCUUUAAAAUUAGCACAGCCUAAAGUGGUGAUAUCUGAUGCCCCCAUCACCCGAGCUUUUGACCUUCAGCAGAUUCUAAAGAUGAAGAAGGAUAACAAUCUACAACUGGAAGAAUGCAAUAGUGCAAAAGAGGAAGCGGUCAAUGAAAAUGCUUGUUCUGGUGGCAAUGAAAAUGGCUCUGAUGAAGAGGGAAACAAAAAUGGUUCAGGAAAAGAGGACUCCUCUAGUAGAUUAGAAAAACAAGAUACAAACCUAAGUUUAAGUCUUUCUAACGAUGAAAAGGAGGCUGAUGACAUUAAUGAAGGAUCAUCCAUUGUGGUGGAGAAUGGAGAGUGCAAUGAUGUCCCUGAUGCUGAUAAAGGCCUAGAUGAUGAAACUAACAAUAAUGAACGUUUGGACAAUGAGACAGAAAAUGAGGCAUGUUCUGGGACUGAACAUGCCAUCUGUAAACCCAUGAGCAGGGAAAAUUCAGCAAAAAGUGAGAGCAAUGAAGUCAGUGAAGAGGAGCAGCAAAGUGAACAGGAACACAAUAAUUCAGAUAUAAAUGAAGAUGACAUUGAUUCAGCACCAGCAGCUGAACAGGAAGAGACAAAGGAGAAUUUAGAAGAUACAAGCGAGACAGAAGAAACAGAAGGAACUUGCCUAGAAGAAGGUUCAGGCCAUGAGAAAGAUGAAGAAGAAAUAUCUGUGAGUAGUGCUGAAGAAAAUUGCCAUCUGGGAAUCUUGGAGAAUGGCUUCAAUUUACAGAAGUCUCACAUGGGUCAGGUCUCUCUCAUAACACACCAGGGCUCUGUUGAUAAUCCAGAUGAAGUUGCUAAUAGCACAGCAGAGACAUCCCCUAACAGUGAUUUAGACAGUCCAGACAGCAAGAAAACACAGAUGUACCCAGAUAGUUCUUCUGAGGAGGAUAAUGUGUCCUCAGGGGGUACAAGCCCUGUUGAUGGGGAUAAAAAUGGAACUAUUGAGAAGGGAAAUGUGAACCUUCAAGGAAGAACAGAAGAAAGUCUAAAUAAUCUGGCAAAGACAACAAAGGAAGACAUUAUCAGUGAAGAUGAAUUUGACUUUUAGGUGCUGGUUUAUUCUUCUUUAUUAAUAUAGUUCAUUAUUACGUGUCUAUUUAUGGUAUAACGAUUCACCAUGCACAUGUAUAUAAUAGUUGUAAUAACUGCGGAGUACAUAUUUAUUUAGUACUAUUUUCAUAUACAAGGACAACUAAACACCACCACAAAGACAUACUUGAAAUAUGACUGCUUUUAUUGAGGUCAUUCUUUUAUUAGAUGUUAAAGAUGUAACAGUCUAAAAGGAAGGUGUCUUGUUAGUGGAACCAGGGGUUGAUUUUCUGUUUAGUACAGCACCAAUAAGUAGUUUGGAUCUACUUUUCAUCCUGGCCAACAUACAUGUGAAGCUUUAUAUUGUGAUGACCAAAACAAAUUAGGGCCGCUCCAAACUCACCACCCCUUAGCUGCUCCCCUAUGUUCCCGGGUGCUCAGUCCGCAGCGCCCCCACUGCCAACAUAUGAUAAACGAACAGGAGGACGGCACUCCGGUAAAAGGCAGGUUUUUUUUUGCAAGAUACUGCAGAAAUACAUGGCCUUACGCAUUUCGGGAACACACUCCCUUAGUCAUAGGCUGAUGACUAUGUUCAUGAACAGUUUUAUGUCUCCUUUUAAAUAGAUCACUCCAUUUAGGGGCAGAUUCACUAAAGGGCGAAGUGGCUAACGCUAGCGACAUUUCGCCAGCGUUGCCACCCGC
Molecule: messenger RNA, 6998 nt
Organism: Xenopus laevis (African clawed frog)
Lineage: Eukaryota; Metazoa; Chordata; Amphibia; Anura; Pipidae
Gene: rp1l1.L
Product: retinitis pigmentosa 1-like 1 protein
Exons: 4
Coding region: 316-6315 (1999 amino acids)
Source: RefSeq, a predicted model, not a curated record